Molecule: messenger RNA, 2216 nt
Organism: Tachysurus vachellii
Lineage: Eukaryota; Metazoa; Chordata; Actinopteri; Siluriformes; Bagridae
Gene: chmp2bb
Product: charged multivesicular body protein 2Bb
Exons: 6
Coding region: 124-768 (214 amino acids)
Biological process (GO): protein transport; endosome transport via multivesicular body sorting pathway; late endosome to vacuole transport
Cellular component (GO): ESCRT III complex; multivesicular body
Source: RefSeq, a predicted model, not a curated record
ACGAACCAGGAAAUAGUUCGGUAUGUCAUUUUAUCAGACGGCACAGAAGUAGCAGAAAGUCUUAUAGAAGGGUUUGUUUCGUAGUGGGUUUUUUUUUUGGUUUGGGAGAUAUUUAAAGUUAUUAUGGCGUCUCUGUUCAAGAAGAAGACGGUGGAUGAUGUUAUUAAGGAACAGAAUAAGGAACUGAGAGGAACACAGAGGCAGAUCACUCGAGACAGAGCUGCACUGGAAAAACAGGAAAAACAACUGGAGAUGGAGAUAAAGAAGAUGGCCAAAUCGGGGAACAAGGAGGCGUGUAAGAUCCUGGCCAAACAGCUGGUCCAACUGAGAAAGCAAAAGACCAGGACAUACGCCGUCAGCUCCAAAGUCACAUCCAUGUCCACUCAGACCAAACUCAUGAACUCUCAGAUGAAGAUGGCAGGAGCCAUGGGUACUACUGCUAAAACGAUGCAAGCAGUCAAUAAGAAGAUGGAUCCUCAGAAGACUUUACAGACAAUGCAGAACUUCCAGAAAGAAACAGCCAAGAUGGAGAUGACUGAAGAGAUGAUUAACGACACGCUGGACGACCUCUUCGAGGACUCGGGAGAUGAGGAAGAAUCUCAGGACAUCGUGAACCAGGUGCUGGAUGAGAUCGGCAUCGAGAUCACGGGAAAGAUGGCCCACGCUCCCGCUGCCAGCCGAAACAAACCCGCCGCCUCCACCUCCAAAGCAGAUGGGAUAUCGGACGAGGAGAUCGAGAGACAGCUAAAAGCUCUCGGAGUGGACUAACGGCGUGGACGUACCUCUCUGAUUUGCCUGGCAACACACACACACGCACACAUACACACUACUGAACUCUCAGCCUUGACAUUUGCAGUCACUUCAACAUGUCUACUUCUCGGGGAAAAAGUGUCACAACAGGAAAAUUCAGUCCCAUUGUCACGACGAGGCACUCUAACGACGAGCCAUUUGAAUUGUGCUAAAAGACAUAAUAAAAUAGCAUUUACAUUUUUAGCAACUGUUCAUAUAUAAAUAAAUACACACACACACACACACACACAUACAUACAGUUAUGGAUGCAUGCUUGCAUAUUCCUGGGUUUAUUCGCUGUUGUAAAAAAUCCAUUAAAUAUAUUGAAUGUAUAUCGGAACGCAUGAGAGGUUAAGAGCAAAUCAUAAAGCAAAAAAAAAAAAUCCUUUUACUUUCCCUGAAGUCUCUAGAGAGAUCUACCUCCAAGAACAGAAUAGCAGCACUCUACUUCGAGAGCGUCUUUCUUCUUUUAUACUUUCUUAGUUUUCACGUCUUUAUUUUUUACUCUUAUAAAAAAAAAAAAACACACACACGUCUCCGAUCCAGGCACAUCAGUAGCACAUCUUAUUUAAAACGACUUCCAAAAUCCCAGAUAUACAUAGUUGAGUGAUUUAUUCCUUUGCCGUGUCUCCCAGCUACCCAUCUGUCUGAUUGCUUUCACCGGAUUGAUUUUUUUUUUAACGGGGUUUCAGUCGAAUAACGACGAAUAAGAGCUAACGAAGCGUGAAAAUCAGCAGUAUGCAUGACCAAGUUAGAUAACUUCCUCGCUGUCACUCAUCUUUUUUUUUUUUUUUUCUUCUUCGUCUUCUUUUCGGCCAAAUCUUCACCACAGCUUCAUUAAAUAAGAACGAAGGACGAGACACGGCAUCUUUUAAACAGUCGAUGUCGCUCUCUUAAGUGCUGCUGUUCAUUAAGCUUGUUGUAGGAGUGCUGAGAAGAAGCCUUGGUAGAUUCCAGGCCAACGUCGAGGUCAGUUUGGAUGUGAAAAAUACAGCUUUUUAUUAUCUUAUUGAGAAGGAGUUGUAGGAUGAAGGAUCAAUAACCCUCAAUACCCCCUAAACACCCCCACGAGCCUGUUGUUUUGAGUCGCUAAAUUUAAUUCAAACGUUUAUCAUCGCCGAGCGCAGCCUCACAGCGAAGGUGGUUUAAUUAAAAUCAUAAUCUGCAAUGGGAUUUCAUUAACAACAGCUCUGUUUGAAUCUAAUUUUAAACCCGUGCCAGGCACAAUCCAUCGUGUCUUAAGACUCCUUCUAAUAGUCUUUAUAAAUGUGUAAAUAGUACAAGAUGAUUUAUUGUUCUCUCUCUCUCUUUUUUUUUUUUUAUUCAUAGCCAUAUUUAUCAGAAUUGUUACGGAAUACUGAGAUUUCUUCAACAGUUAUGGGAGUUUUUUUUUCUUGUUAACCACGAAUAAAGCACCUUUUUACCUA